AUGAUAACGCCUUACCUCCCUAUAUACACUGCACAGCAAGCCCAGUUCUACCAGAUCAAGAAGACCAGCUGGAAAAACGUGAAGAAGUUCAUCAAAUAUCUCGAUAAGCAGGUCCUGGUGAAGGCGAAAGACCGCAGCGGCCAAGAAACUGUCAUCUUAGACGUGGACUUUGACGACCGUCGGGUACUGAACUUCGUGCCAUACCGACUCCCGAACAAGAAUGCAUUAGAGGGCGCAGGAAAAUCAACUGCAACCGGCAAGAAGCCCGCAGCGCCGACAGACGGCGACCCAGCUGUUGGCCAGACGCUCAAUGUGCAGAGUCUCUACCGGCCGACGUCGAAGCUCACACCAACAAUAUUCCCGUCUCUGGGCAGCACCAACCCCAGCAACUACUACAAAUACUCCGACGUCUCUACCCACAUUGAUCAGUACACGCAGUCCCAGAAUCCUCCAAUCAUCGACCCGCAAAACAAGCGCGUCAUCACACUCAACCCAUUCCUCGCAAACACCAUCUUCACCUCCUCCUCGCCAGAGGACCGCAACACUCUCGCCCGUGGCAAAACUACCCGCGAUAUGCUCUUGAAACGGCUCGUGGAAGACCCGACACUCAUGGCCCCACACUACGCCAUUCUCAAACCAGGCCAGACGCUAUCAGACGUGAAACCCAAACCUGGAGCAGCGCCAAAGGUGAAUGUAAUCCUCGAGCGCCGCACAGGCUCCAAGACGGUGACAAAAGUCUCGAAUCUAGAAAUCUUCGGCAUAAUCCCUAACCUACUUGCCGAGGAAUUGCAGAAGAAGUGUGCCAGCAGCACGAGCGUGUCUCAGGCCACAGGCGCAGCAAAGGGUGUGAUGGAGGUUCUUGUACAGGGUGAUCAGCGCAAGGCAUUGGAGACUGCGCUUACACGGCGGGGAUUGAAGUCGCAGUGGAUUGAGGUGGUGGACAAGACAAAGAAGAAGAAAUAG
Aspergillus calidoustus is the source of this 963-nucleotide messenger RNA. NCBI's taxonomy places the organism in Eukaryota, Fungi, Ascomycota, Eurotiomycetes, Eurotiales, Aspergillaceae. The record is from the annotation of a GenBank genome assembly.